AUGGCAGAUACGUUUGCUACACGGAUCUCAUCAAGAACGUCAAAGUCGUAUCUCAAAGAAGGUAUCUCUAACCUUCCAAACAGUCCGUUAGGUGCUACACCUCGCCCAGGUCUUAGGCAGCAUUACCCACCUCCACCACCCCCCAGCGAGUACAAGAUUACUUACUCUUUGAGUGAGUGUAGUGUAGCGUAGUUCCUCUCCUCACUUCACCACUCUUGACUGAGUCUCAUUUCCUUACUUUUAUUAACUAGCAUAAAUUAAACUUAUACAAAAGUAUACCUUUGUGUGUGUUAAACGAUUUGGUUAAACCAGGAUACACGGAACUUUUGAGUAAAAAUUUGAUUAAUAAAGAAUCACUUCACUAUUAGCACAGUGCUGAGUGUUGUUUCCAUCCAAGCUUAUUUGUUUAUUUUUUUUAAGUCAUUAAGUUCAUGAUUGACACGAUGUUCAAUGAUGUUCUGAAUCACUAUCACACUAUAGGAGGCCAGGGCUCUAGGCUUAUGUACCAAGUACUUUGGUUCAACCAAUUCAUUUACCCUUGUUAUAGCCCUAGUUAUUUUUUUCCAAUAACUACUUUUCUAAAAUUAACCUGUCUAACUCUUGUCUUACUGCUUAUAUGGGAACUGAUGCUUUGGUAAAAACUAACUGUAUCGCCCAGAAAUACUCCGAAAAACUGGUAUCGUAAUUACUCGUCAAAAUGGUGACCUCCACUUUUUAAUUUACUGAGGGUAUCGUUGGUUUGCCUUUUAUAGUACCGUAGAUUUUUAGCAAAAUAAUAUUAAUAAUAAAUUCUACAUCCGCCAAUCAGUUACAGCUGACAUCUUGCUUGUUCUAUUGAGAAUUAAUUUGUUGGUUUUUUUUCAAGGUUAAAGCUUUGAAAAUUGAACUUGAAAAUAGGUGAACUUCACUGAUCAAUAACUUUUUUUAUAAAAAGCGCUGAUUUAUCUUUAAAAAAGGCUGAUAAGAUCAUGUAUAACAUAGCCAAAUUUCAAAAUUUCAUGAGUGUAGACCACAGGCAGGCUUCAAAAAGGAAAGUUUAAGAAGUCACUUUUUAUUUUAGGCUAUGUAAUUAAAGUAACUUGUCAUCAUGGCCACUGUGCGUGACUGCAUAUUACCAAUUAUCAAUAGCGUUCAUGGGGUACUUAAUAAUUCAUUAAAUUGGUUAUCCAGAAUAUAAAUGGGAAAUGUAACCAAUAAUAAAUCAUUUUAUAUGAAUAAAAAAUGUUUUAAAACAUAAAUAAUUAUUGUUGGCUUAUGAAAUAUCAGUUGUUUUAAUUUUGGAGUUGGUUGCCGCUGACAUGGGAUUGAUUGAUAAGAAAUAGUCUUUGACUUAGACUUAGAUAGGCUUAGUAAAUGUAUUGUAAUAGUAAUGAUGCUAUUAUAAAUGAUUGUGGGAGAGGGUUAAAUAGCUUUUAUUACAACUAAUAUAUUUAUAUUAGAUUAUAUACAUAUAUAUAUCUAAUGCCUAUAGCACGUGUUUGUUGGCUACAGUUACACACAGUAAUGACAAAAAUCUUAAAUUUGAAUAAAAGGAUUUUUGUUUUUAAAGAUUCAAAAUAAUAAAAACCUAAAAUAAAAAACGUACAGUUUCAUUGUAUACACUUUUACACACUUUAUAACAGGUUCCACUAAAAUCAAAAAGAUUUCAGAAAAAUUCAAAAUCCUUUUUCACAUGGCACCAGCAAAUAGCCUCGUUUUGAGAUAUUAUAGUUAAAUUAGCCUCAUUUUGUAAUAUUAUAAUUGACAAUGCCAUGAAAUAUUAAUUUAAAAAUUCAUCAAUCAUAAACAUUCUAUUAUCUUAUUAAUAUUAAAAAGAAGAAUAGUUAAUUCUAGCAAAAAUCCACAACUAAACAUUGAAGAGUCAACACAUCCACAGAAACUGAGGGGACUUGUAAAGCGUAAGUUGACCCUAAAUUUGUGUCAUCAAUUUUGGUCAUUGCAGAGAGAUAUGAAUUUUUUGUUUUAUAAUAUGUUGUUGGCCAUUUAUGUUGUUUAGAACAUAUAAUGCUAGUAGAAAGGAUCCUAAAAUUUAGGCCUUUUCCCUUAUUUUAAACAUUAUUUUUACCCUAUUUUUAGCAGUGAAAAGGGCUGUCGGAAAUUGGAAAAUCACCAGCACAGGUACCUGUUAAGCCAUAGAGCUAAUGCCUUGGUACCUAACGAAGCAGAAAAGUAUUUAGGAAAUAUACAGAGUCAUUAAGUUUAAUGAACAUCACCUGCCGGUAUUAUUGCCUAUUGAUGUAAUAGCAUUGAUUUUUUAAGCCUGUUUCAGAUAUAAACGCAACUAAUACAACAUCACUAUUCUACAUUAAUUUCAAUAAAUUCUACAUUAGCAAGUUUAGAUCAGGAAACAAUUGAACAGAUAUAUGUAGAUCAUGUGGUGGCCAGUGACCUUAAUGACACUCAACAUUUACCUAAACACGUAUAUGCUUCGUCAGGCUCCAUGGGAUUGAUGGGUACCAGGGCUGAUGAUUUUCCAAUCUUUUACAGCAUUACUUAAAGGUCAAAGAAUUUCACAUUUACCCAAAAUGCAUUGACAAAUUGAAUUAAGAUUAUUACUUAUGCAUAUUAGAGUUGAUACUGCUUGAUUAGCAUUCUAAUCCUUAUCAAUGUUUUCUUCAAUUUUCACUAAUGUUAAUUUAGAAAUAAUUAUCUGCACAUUCAUUUUAGUAAUGGUUUUAUUUUUUUUUUACACGUAAUGCAUAACCUUAGAAUUUAAACAAUUAAAUUAGCAUGAUCUGUGAUCCACUUACUAAUAUGCUCUUAGACUUCACAUAACAGUGGAUGGUCUUCUUAAUACUAGGGAUACUAAUUUGCUGUCACAAAAAUAUUAUCUUUAAUGACAAAGCUAUGACUGAUUUAUUUAUUUUUUAAAACUAAACCCUGUUUUUCUUUUAAAGUAAAGAUAAAUUUUCUACUAUCUAGCCUAUUCCUUAUUCGUUCUUUAUUUUUUUCUGUAAUCAUGAAAUUAAUCAUUGCUUCAUAAAAAAUUUAUUUUUAUCAUUUUCACAUCCUUUUUUAAUCUACAGUUUUAUGAUACGUUAAGUUGAAGAUUCAAAUCCAAUAUUACAUGUAAAACAAACACGUUUUUAAUAAAUAUAAGUCAACUCCUUUAUGCAAAGUUGACAUUGAAUGCCUUUUUGAGUGAGCCCGGGAUCAUGACCCUAGUUAUGGGUGAAUGUAGGAAGUGCUUGUUUGUCAAGGCAGCUAAUCAUGUAAGCCGUCGGUACUAAGCCUUAAUUCUGAAGUCAUAAAAUAUCAGCCAACUGACAUGGACUUAAAAUAUCUCAUGCCUACAUAAAAAUAGGUGUAAUCUUAGCAUUAAAUUUACAGAUGUCGGAACAAUUCCAAAACAAAAGCAAAUAAAAAUAUCUCCAAAAUCCUCUUUCUUCUUUUUUAAAUUUAACUUUUAAUAUUUAAAUGUAGACAUUGGCUAAAUGUUUUCCUAGAAGUUAAAGGUCAUGAUGUUUGACAUGUUUCUUAGCUGAUUGUUUUUUAAUUGAAUUAAAAUUAUGAAAAUUUUUUUUAUUUUCCCUCAGGCUCAACGGAUACUGUUGAUUAUGGUAGUAGUAACAAUUUCACCCAGCUAAGAGAACAGGAGUUCACACAGCUCAGGGAAAAGACAUUUAUUGAGACCGAGCUUGAGGAGGAAGGCAGCACAAGGAAAUCCUUACUCAUUCUUGCAUUGAUAUUUCUCAGUGCAUUAGUUGUGCUGGGGGUGGUUUAUACCAGCUUUCCGCGGUUGGAAGCGUGAGUAUUGUGAAACACUGACCUGAGGGGCCAACUUGGUGCAGUUGUAGUUGUACGAGGGUAGCAUUUAACUCAUUUUAGCUGUAGGAAGAUUUAUUUUAAUCUAGUUUUGACUGCAUCGGUGGGCCCUUAAUCUGGUCAGAGAAAGAUCUGGAAGGCAGCAUGUCAUCCUCAUUUUUAUUUAAGUGUUGUGUCGUGGUAAGUACAGUACUGAAUUAAAUUGAAAUACUCUUUCAUCUUGAGAAGUGGCAGAUUUUUCUUUGUACUUUUUCAAAAUUAGAAUAUUUCUGAUUUAAAUUAAAGUAAAAAACUGUUACAAUUAACUAGAAAAUAUGUACAUCAUUAUUUAUUUAUAUUAAAAGUUGUUUUCUUAUCUUAAAAAGCUUCCACUUCCACACAAAAUAUUUUGAGCACAUCAUUUUUUAUUUAAAAGUUUAAAACAUUACUACUCAAAGUAAAUAAUGGAUAAAUCCAUUGAAAAAUUUUUGUGUACAUUUAAAAUGAAAAUUCUUUGCAAUUUUAUUAAGAUAUAAUUCAACUUUACCCUCUAGUUUUUCUGAAUCUGAAAUUUAACAGUACAAUUUCUGUUGCUUUAUUGAUCUGAACAUAUUUCUCAAGCUCUUGGAAAGGGUUUGUUUUUAAAUAUAUCUUUUUCAAUCCUGGCCCACAUAACUUGGAGGAAACUAAGACAAAAUCUCCCUAAAUUCUGCUUAGUAAAAAAUUUCUUUUUAAAAAAUAGUUUAUCUAUUUAAGUAACUGAUUUUAACUAUAUUUGAUCGGCAUUCAAUAUUUUCAAUUUCCUGUAAGAAAUUAAAAGAUAAAUUAAAAUUGCUACUGCUAUAAAUAAUAAAUGAUUUAAGAUUCCAGGAUAGUGUCCUCUUCCUAAAGAGGAUUUGAAGAUUGACCUAUUCUUGAUACUAAUGUCAUUUUGUUUGGCUUUUGUUUGUUUGUUUGUUUCAGAGAUGAAGUUCAAUAUAUUAAACUUCCCAGAAAUAUAGAAGAUGCCAAAAACUUGGGGAAUGUUUUGCAUCACUACAAAGAAAAAUAUUAUUAUCAAGUGUUACUUGGAUAUUUUGUUGUCUUUAUAUUGUAUCCUUUCAAUGAUGCCAUUAAGUAAUUAAGGCCUUUCGCUUUUAUAUUUAUAUGUACGGUUAAGAGAAUAACUCGGUCGUCUAUGGUGUUAUUAGUGUGAUUUUUACUUUUUCCAGUCAAAUUUUCUUGACAUUUAUUAGUUUUUUAAUCACACAUUAACAGCUAUUUACAAUUGUCUUUUCUUUAAAAAUAAAUUUUAAAAAAAUGCAUUUAAGAACUAUUUCACCUUAACAGAUGUCCAGUUUACAAACUUUUGCUAUACCUGGCUCCAUAUUCCUUAGCAUCAUAUCCGGCUUCUUGUAUCCAUUUGUAUUAGCAUUACCAUUAGUGUGUUUGGUAAGUCCAUUGUCUAGCAUUGAAAAGACAGAUGUUGUUUAUUAUUAUUGUUGUCAAUAGAACCAGUCUUUUUUUUUUUCAUGUUGUAAUAUAGUUUUAACAAGUUUUAAUUGAACAUUUUUAAGAAUAUUUUUUAUGUGAGGAAAGCUCAUAAUUAUAUCCCAAGUGACUAAAUGUCUAUAUAUAUGGAAAAAAAUGUUUUUUUCUUUUUCAUUUACAGUGUUCUGCAAUAGGUGCUUCAUUCUGUUACCUUCUUUCAUACAUGGUGGGUAGAAGAAUUGUACACAAAUAUUUUCCUCAGAGAGCUGCUGAUUGGAAAAAGCAUGUAAGUGAGGUCUUUUCUAGUACUUGCUGUCUGUCUAUAGAUUAUCAACUACUUCAGCACAGUGAUUGUUACUUGUGAAGUUUUUUUUAAAGAUAUUAUAAGUUAUUAUAGUAAAUUGAUUUUUAUUUUAUUUUUAUAGAGUUCAUGUGUUUUUAUUGGUAGAUUUAAAAAACCUUUGGUUUAGAGAAUUUGUUGUAUCUGUACUACUUUAAGCCAUGGUCAAAAGUCUUUAGUGGAAUAAAUAGGUACCUGCCUAAAACAAACAAAAUAAAUAUGUUACCGGUAAUAGUUGUAUUUUAUGGGCCAUUCAAACAAGUGGAUUGAAUUAGAAGGAAAAUUCUUGUGUUGUCAGCCAGCCCCAGAGAACUGCAUAAAUGAAUUGAUAAAUGUCUGAUUUCAGGUGGACAAUCACAGAGCGCACCUACUGAACUACAUGCUGUUUCUUAGAAUAACACCUUUCCUGCCCAACUGGUUCAUUAAUAUAACAUCACCUGUCAUCAAUGUCCCACUCUGGACCUUUUUCAUUGGAACAACUCUAGGUUUGUGUGCUUGUGGCGUAUUACUGUGGGUUUUUAUAUGGAGCCCGGCCCUGAGGCUCGUGUGAAUGGCAUUAAGCUGACAGAUAUACUGGUCAUACUUGUUGACCUACUGAAGUUCUUAUUUACCAGUAUUAGUCUAGCCCACACAUGAUUGAGAGAAUUAUUUAUGUGAUGAAAUGUCUUGCAUUUUAUUCCUUAUACAUGUGUCUCUACACUGGACACUGGAAUUGCUUUUUGAAAUUAAUUGAUGAAAAACAGGAAUGGAGAAGGGUAGUUUUCAUGUCAUCUGUAGGGCCCCAAUGUUCCAAGGACUAAGGGACAUGAUGAUGAAUGAAUACUGCAUAGCCAAUAAAUUAUUGAUUGCCACCAGCUGUAGCAAAGCUGACAAUAUAUCACUGAUGCUACCAGCUGUAAAUAAACUGACAACAUAUCAUUGAUUUCCACCGGCUAAUUGCUCCUGUGUAGCAAAACUGGCAACAUAUCAUUGAUUGCCACCGGCUGUAGCAACGCUGACAAUAUAUCACUGAUUGCCCAUGACUUUAUUUAAGCUGACAAUCAUAUACCAAUCCGAUAAUUAAUUUUACUCUUACAAAUAUCUAUAUGUCUAUCUAGCAGCUUUCUUGCGUGCCGUACACAUAAAUGCUUUUAAUUCUUCCCCUAGGUGUUGCACCGCCCUCAUUUGUAUUCAUCCAAGCAGGGACCACACUUCACCAACUGUCAUCUACCAGUGAAGCCAUGUCAUGGGGAAAUAUAGGUCUACUAGCAGUUUUUGCACUGGUGGCCCUGUUGCCAGUUUUACUGAAAAGUAAACUGAGGGCCAAGUUGGAAUGAUCUCACUUAGUUCAUUAACACAAAGGUCAUUCCAGAGGGGGAUUCCCACAAGAGCAAGUUUCAAAUUAAAUUAUCAUUUUUUUAAUUUUUUUUUUAAAAACAGAAAAUAUUUGCUCAUUUUUAUCAAACCUAAACGGACCACUGGCAUUUAAAAGGAAGAGCUUUCAUGAGAAUGUCAAUGUAGAAAUAGUGAUGGGCUAAGUCAUUCCUUACGGCUGUGUGACUUUUGUACUUAAUCCAGUAUUCUUGAACAAAGGGAGGUACCUCUGUUUUUCCAAUUGAUAUUAGUAAAAUAUUUUUUUAGCUACUAAACAUUAAUUAAUUUUAACAAAUUAAGGAUAAAAGCAUCCAGAAAAGAACACAACUUCAACAGCCUAAAAAUUGCUUUUUGCCUCUACAGACGACGUGAGCUAAAUGUAAAACGCACAUAGAUCAUAACUGGAACAAGAUAAAAAAAAACGUCCAGUUUUAUUUAUUGAAAUGAACCUUUUCCGGGAAGUAUCAGGGGACAUUUGAUUUCAUUGCUAUUUUUAAGUAACAGUGAGAGAGGAUGCACCAGGAUGCAUUCCAUUGCAUCCUCCUCGAUCGUGCCCAUUUAGUCCCAACAGUAGGGGAAUGAGUUUACUGGAGUUGAAGUACAAUUGUCUUGAUUUUAUAAGCAUUUGAAAAGAUUAACAGCCUCUAAAUUGGAUUGAUGCUAUUUGAGGGGACUGGUGCUAAAUGAAGAGACUGGUGUUAUUUGUGGGGACUGAUGUAGAGUAGCCAAAUUAUUCAGGUGAUCAAGAAAUUAAAAGAAAAUGAUGGCAUCUUAACUCAUAUUUCUCUCCCGCCGCCCAAUGCUUUCCAUUGCCUAAACAAGUGGGAUUCCCACAGAUUUUCGGCAUAAAUUUUAGCAAUAGUACAUAAAUUGAACAAACCAAAGGUCCAGAAAAUUUUGAAUAUCUGUAAUUAUUAAUUCUAAAAUGUGACCAUAAAAGUGGAGUGCAGUAGCGAAACUCAUUUUUAUCACAAUGUGGCUCUUGUGUAUAAAUGAAAGGAAAUAAAAGUUUCUGGAAACCUUGGGAUUUCUAGUGCAUAGAAUCUCACCAACGUGAGGUUAUAUGUCUUAAAGUCUAGAGGAUUUAAAGUGUAGCUGUCACCUAGUACCGGUAAUCACAAAGUAGGACACUUCUGCUAGUAACAGUUAGCUUUUAAAAGGCAUCAAUCCCCCUUGUGUGCUUUAGUUUACCUCACUACUUGUCAGUGUUUCCAGAAAUUGGCAUGCGAAACCAAAUUGUACGAAGGGAUUGUUCAAGUGGAAAUAAUGGGGGGAAAAAACAACAAAAUUUUCCCCAUCUUUCAAUGGAAAACUUUUUUUUUUUUUUUUUUUGGUAAUUUCUGAAUAAAUUUUACUUCAAAACAAGGUUUCGUUGAAACUAACUUUCGUUUGAACAACAUUUAUUCAUACUAAUUUCCGGUAACCUGUGUCGGGUAGGUAGGUUAGUUACUAAUGAAAAGACAAUCAGGUCAUGUAUGGAAGAAAUUCUGGUAGCAUUGUACAUAACAACAAACAUCAAGAGUGAUAAGCAAAAAUGACCUUGUAUUACUACAUGUAUCAUGCACUAACUUUUAAAAAUUUAAUUCUCAGAAUAAUUGUCACCCGAACUUUUUAUUUAAUGUUUGAAGCUUUUUUUAAAAUUAUAUGUCAUUGUAAUAUUUGCUGUAUUAAUGAAUUAAUUUAAAUGUUUUACGAACAAUUGCCAGACAUUUAAAAAAACAUUUUUUUAAAAAUUAAUAAUCAUUCUCAUGAAAUAAAAAGAUGACGAGGAAGUUGAGAUCUGUGGAAUUUCCUUCGAUGGGGUUCCUGGGGAUUUGUAGGUGGUUUCUUAGACUUGAGAGGGGUUCCUAAUGCUAUGCUGCACCAGGGUGGUGAUGUGGGCCUGGUUGAACUUUCUCUUCCUCUAGAUCUGGUUUCCCUCCGUUUGAGUAGAUAAUGAACAAUCAUGUGUACUGUGUAACCGGCUGCAGAAUCUGUUUAUUUAUUUUAGUCAGACGCCCAUAUCAUCUGUAGAGCUUUUAACUUAGAGCGAUGUGUAAUGUAAGUAUUAUUAGAUGUGUUUUUAAUGUGGAUGUCAAGAGUUGUUGACUAACUAGCACUCCAGCAGCUUGGGCAGACCUGUGAACAGUGGAAACGUUUUCAUAGCAUUUUGGUUUGAGAAAUAAAAAGUAUUGGCUUGAUUGCAUAAAGAAUAUCGAGUCAACCCUCACGAACGUAUUGGCCACAAUAAAUGAUUUCCUAUCAAACUAGAAAGUUGAGUAGUAGUAUUAUUACUAUUUACAAAGGUAUUGUCACAUCAUAUUGAGUUAUUUCAAGAUUUUAACUUUCGUCAGUUGCCAUUUCAAUGUUUCCAAGGCUUCAGAACAACAACAAAAAAAUUGAGCUUUACCAUCAAUACCAAAUGCUUACACUAAUUAUCAAUAUCUGUGGUUCAGAUCUGACAUCUUAGCCUCAGUGGGGGCUGUUAAUCUAUCUAAAGUUGUUGAAUCCUCAAUCUAUCCUUGUGUGAGUGUUAAAAAGAUGGCUGCAUGACAACCCCUUUAACAAAACGGCACUGGCAGUUAUUAAAAAAUUUAAUUGCCCAACUUUUCAUUUUUAAAAUAAAAAAGUCAAUGCCAGUACUUUAGUGGGCGUAGCCAAGCUCAUGCAUGGAAAUGAAUUCUUCUAACUCUAGUCACUCUGCGUAUAUGUUUUUGAUGUAAAGAGCUGCUGUAGAAUGGUGCCCUCUCUUUAGGUUGUUCUAAUAGUGGUGAAGGUUGUGAUUAUACAUGGUGUUGUUGUUGUGUAAAGUCAUGUAUUACUGUGUCUUCAUUGAUUCUGGUGCUUUUGUAAAAUCAGGGGUGAUAACCCACCAGUGGACCCUGCACACAUUGUUACAAGACAGACAUAUUGGACUCACUGGUUUUGUGUAGCUUUCAGCUCAUUCAGUUGAGGGUCUAUGUUACAAGACAUAUUGGACUCACUGGUUUUGUGUAGCUUUCAGCUCAUUCAAUUGAGGGUCUAUGUUACAAGACAUAUUGGACUCACUGGUUUUGUGUAGCUUUCAGCUCAUUCAAUUGAGGGUCUAUGUUACAAGUCAUAUUGGACUCACUGGUUUUGUGUAGCUUUCAGCGCAUUCAAUUGAGGGUCUUUACUACUGAAAGGGAUUUAAAUAUUUUAUUCAUCAUUUUAUUAAAAUACAUUUGACCAAUAAUUUCCUAAAUUUUCUAUGAACACUAUGACCACUCUGUGUGCAUGUAACUGUAACCAUCGACCUGUCACUAGUUGGUCCACUGAUUUUGUUACAUGGAAUGAGCAGCUCUGAUAUAACUCCACUCAUUAAUCAGCACAUCAACCAAAUGUAAAACAUGUUAUAUAUUUUAAGAUUUUAACCGUAAUAUAUUCUAGUUCUUCAAUACCAGCAUUUGAUGUUUUCUCUUAACCAGAACAACUUAAGACUGUCACUGAACACAUAGAAAAUGUAUUCCUUUAGAAGACGCCUUAAACAAAAUGCGAAGUGUUCUUAGAUUAACUAUUUAUUUCUUACACGUUGAUUGAACUUUUAAAUUUGUACACCUUCGGUGAUGAGCACUGUCCUCUAUGCAAUAAUAAUGUGAUGACCAUAUGUUGUGUUUGUAGGUACUUUGUUAGUUAGUUCUAGGUUGAAUGUCGUUAGAUCAGCCCAAAAUGCCUGUUCAUUUAAUGAGGCAGGGUGGCAUCUGAAACUGGUGCCGCAAUAGUUUUAAAUUAAGUCAAAAACUGUUACAGGUAACUUUGGGUGGGAGG
This is a messenger RNA of Lymnaea stagnalis (great pond snail), 10672 nucleotides long. The record is from the annotation of a GenBank genome assembly. Lineage: Eukaryota; Metazoa; Mollusca; Gastropoda; Lymnaeidae.